AAAGGAGUCAAAUUCCGCUAGUCUUUGCCCAAGAAAACUGCGAAAUCCAUUUCUACCCUCUCAUUAAAUGUGCCAUUAACGCCGCUGAAGAAACACUCCCAGCUCCUUCCUCUCUCUCCCCAAUAAUCUCUGUUUCGAAUGUUAAAUCUUCUUGGAACUUUUCUGGUUUCUUGGCGCGUCUGAAGAAAAUCAACUGAGAAUUAUGGCUUCUUCACAAGCUCAGGUUGCUGGGGUGGCGGCGGCUGCGGCGGCGUCUUCCUCCGUCCUGAGAGAUCGAAACUGCCGGGACCGUUGCAGCCCCAAAGCGUUCCAGAAGAAUUUUAGAGAUUCGGUGCAUUCUUGCAUUUCCCCUCAACAGGGGAAUUUCGAUUCCGGUUCGGAUGAGAACCGGGUUGGCCUUCUGCGGGUCCAUAAACCCCAGCAGUAUCUGGACGCCCGGAGCGAUCAAUGGAGCAGCGACGCGGCGUUUUCCGAAAAUUGGGGGCUUCCCGCGGCGGAGGGAAAAGUUAGGGUUUGUGAGAUUUCGCGGCCAAAAUCGGAAAGCUCCUUUAGGCCUUCCUCCGGCGGCGUAUCUUCCCUUGUGAGGAAGUGGAGUGAUUUCGAGGCGGUGUCCAAAACCACCAAUUCCUCCGGCGCUUCCAAAGCCGGCACUUCCGCUGUCUUCGCGGAGGUUCCUGAUCGUCAUCAAGGUUCCGACGCCUGUGAAGAAUCUUCCUCAAAGAUUCCGGCGAACGGAGACUCCUCAUCCCUUUGUGGCUGGGAAUCCGACCGGACGCUGAUAAGCGGCCCUCAGUCCCUCAGCGGGAUAGAUUCCGAUGCCCCCGCUGAUGAGACGCCUGGCAAGGAGCGGAUCAAGGUGGCUGACAUAGUCAGGAAGCUUUCCUCUAGUGCCCCCGCUGAUGAGACGCCUGGCAAGGAAACCAGAGAUGAUCCACAGUCAAAAAUCAAGUCCUCUGAAUCUAAUAGAAAAGCGCGACCUUCAAUACUGCAUCUGAGGGAGAGAUUCUGUGCUGGAAUUCACCACAGCAUAACUCAAUCAAAAGCCAUGAAUGGAAAAGCUUUUGCAUCCAAUCAAUCCGGAGAAGAGGACCAUCAUGGGUCUUUCGUAAACAAUUGCAGUGAAGUAGAGGGUAAUAAUAAAACCUCAAGAAAUGGAAAUAUUUCUACUCUCAUUGGUGUUGAGGAAGAAGAGAGCAACCAUCAUUCCCAAAUAACUGAUUUUGCUGUAACUGACCCCAUGGGUUCGCAAGAAGAGGUGCAGCUAGAUACCCAAAAUUUAGGAGGUUCUUUUAGCUCAACUCAACUUAAAAGUUAUCUUAACGACGACACCCAACAACAAAAGUUGGAACAUUUCCAUGAUGAAACAGGAAUGGGAAGAGUGAGUUCUGAUGCUGGCUGCAAUGAUCAGUCAAUAGAGGCUGCAAUUCCCUUCUGGGAUAAUGAAGGCGGUGACGAUUCUUCAAUUUGUUGGGAACAGGAUGAUCAAGAAUCAUUAGAGAGUGAUUCGCCCGAACAGCCCGAAGUUGGUCAAGAUUGGGUAACGGAUGUUUCUCGCCCACGCAGCGAGUGGCAAGAUCUGAGGCAAGCAAGAUACGAGGAGAUGCUUGAUCCUUUCUCCGAUAACAAUGACAUACGAGAACUCCUUCAAAGGAGAAGUGUUUCAAAGUUUCUUUCUGGGAGUAUGAGGGACAAGAUAGAGCAAAUGAUGAUAUCUCGCUUGCAAAGACCACCAGUUCCGGUGAAAACCAACAUGCAGGAAACAACAAGAGAUAAAAUGCCUGUGAAAGAUGAUGGCAAUGAGGUGGAGGACCCAGUUCAAGUUGAUGAAAUUGAAUAUAAAGGCUUAUAUGAUGAUUUAAGUGGUGAUGAAUAUGAUGGUGUCGGCUGGACUCAAGAACAACCCGAUGAUGGAACUGGAGAAGAAUCUUAUCAGUCUUGGGGCCAAAAUCAAGAUGUUUAUACGAGUUUCGACUCUGAUCGUGUUGCAUCUAUAGCCUCCCCACGAUCUCAAUGUGCAAACUUUUCUUCACCUAGGUCAUAUCCACCCUCCUCCACAUGCCACCCUUCAAAUGAAAUAGAACUCAUAUAUGAACUAAGGGAGCAUAUGGUGCAACUCCACCAAGAAAUGUCUGAACUCAGAAGUUCUAUAAAGAGCUACACGAACAUGUUUGCAAAAUUACAAGGCUCAUUGAAGCACGGGGAUGCAGCAGCUCUCAACAAGUUAGGUCAAAAGAGGAGGAGUUCAAGCAGUAAACAUCCAAGCAAUCAAAAAUGCUGUAUCUGCUUUGAGAUGAAAAUCGAUUCUCUCCUAUACAGAUGCGGGCAUAUGUGCACCUGCUUCAAUUGUGCCCAUGAGCUGGUUUGGAGCAAUGGAAAGUGUCCGGUAUGCCAUUCGCCAAUAGUAGACGUGGUACGUGCUGUAUAUGCUCAUUCAUGAGGAGCAAACAAACUUCUUACAGAGGAGGCUGCCUUAAAACUCUGGCUCUUAAGGUAUUUUGCACAGAGGCAGCCAUCAGGAGGCUUCCUCAUCACACAUUGACAUAUGGAAUGUUUACUACGUACGACCGACGUGACUUACAAGUUUACGAAAUUACCUUGUAAAUAACAGAGAAAAUAACCC
Cuscuta campestris is the source of this 2620-nucleotide messenger RNA. Lineage: Eukaryota; Viridiplantae; Streptophyta; Magnoliopsida; Solanales; Convolvulaceae. The record is from the annotation of a GenBank genome assembly.